AUGGGCCCCUGUACCGCCUCCUCAUGCUGCUGCCAGGCCCGUAAUCUGCCAUGGGCCCCUGUACCGCCUCCUCAUGCUGCUGCCAGGCCCGUAAUCUGCCAUGGGCCCCCGUACCGCCUCCUCAUGCUGCUGCCAGGUCCAGAGUGUGUCAUGGGUCCCUGUACGGCCUCCCAUUGCUGCUGUCUCCAUCGCCACACUCUGCCAUGUGCCACUUUCAGGUCUCCUCACACUGCUGGUGGGUUCCAUUUUUGUCAUAGGGUGCUGUAUGGCCUCCCAUUGCUGCUGCCUCCACCGCCACACUGUGGCUCCACACUCUGGUUUUGGCCCCGUGACUGCCCAAAUGAGUGAAGUGUGCGGUGAUUCUAAGAUCGACGGCACUCAUCUGCAUGUCAUACUGACUGACAGUAUUAUUUCUCUUCCCCAGCAGACUCCAAGGGCAUUUAAAUUAAAGGUACAGUGUUCUGCACUAAUAUGA
Messenger RNA from Staurois parvus, 475 nucleotides. Lineage: Eukaryota; Metazoa; Chordata; Amphibia; Anura; Ranidae. The record is from the annotation of a GenBank genome assembly.